AUGGGAGCGAAUGAAAGCAGGGAAGGGUCUGGAAACAAUGAGGAAAAUGGUGGUGACUUGCGUAACGACAAGGCCGACUUGUCCACUGGUGCAAUUGCAGCUGGCGCUGUGGCAGGAGCGGCUCUGCUGGCCUAUGGUUUAUCCCGUCUGGUUUCAGGUUCAGGUUCAGAAUCAGAACCAAAGCAGAAGGGGAAGACGAUGAAAGCUCCGGGCCGAGGAGGCGAGCAAAUCUUAAGGGAUGAUUUUGCGCGUGACCCUAAAGCUUAUUUCAAAGACCUCCACCGCAAGUAG
Molecule: messenger RNA, 291 nt
Organism: Prunus armeniaca (apricot)
Lineage: Eukaryota; Viridiplantae; Streptophyta; Magnoliopsida; Rosales; Rosaceae
Source: the annotation of a GenBank genome assembly